AUGCAACAAUCAUCAAGAUCUACCAACUGUAAUACCAUUAUGUUGGAUGACAUUGAUAUGGAACUGGUAAGAAGAAAGUAUUUUGGAACUGCUAAAAAUAACAAAAGUAGCGGUGGUAAUAAUGAUGAUAACAUGACAGGACAUUCAGAAAUGAUGGCAUCUUGUACUAGGCUUUAUGAUCAGCUAGAUAAAAUAUCAGAUUUACUUUGUGAUUUCACUGAAUUAUCUAAAACAUAUCUUAAAAAGGAUUCAAAAAAGUUGAUAGAUUUACAAAAUAAAUGGUCAAAAAAUAUUUUAAAAAUGGAAAACUUGGUUAAGCAUUUGAAAAUUUUAGCAUGGAAAGAAGUAAAAACUAACUAUGUUAUAGUAUUGGAUAGUGAUGAUGAAAAACCACAAGGAGUUAACAAAUGUGAUGAUGAUUUUGUUGACGGCAUUAUGAUAGGUACAGAAUCUAAUCCACUUGAAUUUUUGAAGAAUAUAAAAAAUACAAUUGAAAUGUAUGAUAAUGAGUUUGAUUAUAGAAUUAUAAAUGGGUUCCCAUUAAAUUUCAAAGAAAAAGGUAAAGAACCACAACCAAUAGUUCCAGAAAUUAACAAUAUUAAUAGUAAUGAUUGUAAAAAUAAAAAAGAUUGCAGUGAUAAUGGUGGUAUGGAAUUGGAAGUUGAAAUUGAUACAUCAAAAUUGGAACCAAUCGAUAAACUUGGAAAUUUGCAGUGUAUAGAUUUCCAUCAAGGUAGUGGUGAUGUUAAUGAAAUGGCAAUUCAUAUUUCAAAGUUCAAAAAUCAUGAAGUGCCUAAACUUGCAAUUGCUUACAUUGCAAAUCAUGACCCAAAAUAUAAUAUGGCAGGUAAUUUACAAUUAUUUGAUGCUAGGAAAGGAACUGUAUAUUAUUUACAAGGACAUUAUGAUUAUCAUACAGAAACUACAAAUGAAAAACUAUGGAAAUCUGUCACGGACGUGAAAUUUUCCCAGGGAGGGAAAUUUAUUUACUCUUGUUCUACUGAUAAAAAAGUUAUUAUCUGGUCAUCAAUAGGUAAAGAAGAUCAAAUUUGUACUCCCUUGGCAGCUGUAGAAUGUGAAGACACUGUAAAUCGCAUUGUUGCUAAACAUGACAAAUCUAAGGCCACGUAUCAAUUUGCAUCAUGUGACAAUUCAGGCAGCAUCACAUGUUUUAGUUUGAACGCAGAUGAAGGCAAUUCUUAUAAGUUAGAUAAAAAUAUUUUGCAAGUGAAAACAAAAACAACAAGUGCUCCACCUAUUGUUGACAUAAUUUAUGGUAUUGACUAUUUUGAUCAGACCAUCAUUGCCGGUUUUGAAGGAGUUGAAUCACAGAAAGAUGGUUUUAUAAGAUUAUGGGAUAUAGAAACAAAAAGAAAGUUAGUUGAUUAUAAGAUAGGCAGUAACAAUAGUGUGAGUUGCUUGGGAAUGUCAACAUCUGGAUAUCGGGUGGCAUGUGGGGUGACAUCAACUAGUGACCAGGUUAGGAGUGAUGGGAAUAUACGUUUGAUUGAAUUAGAAUCUAACGAAAAGAAAAUAUAUCAAACCAAUGAAUAUGAUUCAAAUGUUAUUGCAUUUUCACCAGAUGAUCAAUAUAUUGCAUUGGGAGGGGUGGGGAAUAAAGUUUGGGUAUUUGAUACAAGAUAUGAAAACAAGCCACUUCGAAUGCUUUCUCACACUACCCCAAAUGAUGGACUGAUAUAUGAGGGAAUCAAUGGAAUUCAAUGGAUUAAUAGUAACAUGAUUUUAACUGGAGGCUCAGAUGGUAUUGUUAAGUUAUGGAAUAUUAAUAAAUCAGAUAAUUCAUCCACUUGUUUGAAAUACGAAUUCCCAGAACAUGAUAGCCCAAUAACAUGUAUCAGAGCAAAUGAAGAUUUGAAUUAUUUGUCAGUUGGUGUGUCAACAGGACGUGUUUACUUAUACUCUACUGAUCAAGCUGUAUUGAAUAAUAGGGACAAUAUUAAAUUUUAUUGCCGCUCCCGUGUGGUUGAUUAUAAUGAAGUUCGUGAAGCAAUCAAGAAACUUAUUCCAGUGAAGGGCGGCAAUGAUAAGGAUACUCUCGCCCCUCUAUUUGUACGUUUAGCAUGGCAUGCCUCUGGAACUUUUGAUAAAAUAACUAAGACUGGUGGUUCUAAUGGUGCCACUAUGCGAUGUCCUAAAGAAGCUAAUGACCCUGCUAAUAACGGUUUAGAGUUAGCAAGAGAGAAACUAGAAUCAAUCAAACAACAAUUUCCUGAAGUAUCUUACGCAGAUAUUUGGACUCUAGCAGGAGUUGUUGCUAUAAAAGCAAUGAAGGGACCAGAGGUACUAUGGACUCCUGGCCGCAAAGAUAUAGAUAUACAAACUCAAGAGUCGUUAGUCCCAGACCCUGGUCGUUUACCUGAUGCUGACAAAGGUGCAGAUCAUAUAGAAUCUGUUUUCUCUAGAAUGGGUUUCAAUAACCGUGAAAUCGUCGCUUUGUUAGGCGCACAUUCACUUGGUCAUUGUCAUCCAGAAACAUCGGGUUAUAAGGGUAGGUGGACACAUUCUCCAACGACUUUUACAAAUAUGUUUUUUAGACAUUUAUUAAAACCGGGUUGGCAAGAAACGACAGUUGAGUCUAGUGGAGCUCUUCAGUACGAAGCAGGGGGGCUCAUGAUGUUACCAUCUGAUAUGGCAUUACUUGACGAUAGAUUUAGAGGAUAUGUUGAAGAAUUUGCAAAUAAUGAAGGAGAAUUCUUUACUCAAUUUGCUGCAGCUUUUAAAAAACUAUUGGAACUUGGUUUUAUUGACUCGGGUAGGAAGGCCAAAUUAUAA
Entrophospora sp. SA101 is the source of this 2793-nucleotide messenger RNA. Lineage: Eukaryota; Fungi; Glomeromycota; Glomeromycetes; Entrophosporales; Entrophosporaceae. The record is from the annotation of a GenBank genome assembly.